This is a messenger RNA of Drosophila serrata, 819 nucleotides long. RefSeq lists its product as uncharacterized. NCBI's taxonomy places the organism in Eukaryota, Metazoa, Arthropoda, Insecta, Diptera, Drosophilidae. The record is from RefSeq and is a predicted model, not a curated record.
AUACGUUUUGCAUUCUUUGUAAAAGUCUGAACACAGUUCCAAUUCGAAGUCAUUCUAUUCUAUUGGCCUAUCAAAAAUUUUCGAGAAGAAAAAAUGUCUGUUUCAACAGCUCUAUUUACUCUUUUGUGUCUUAUCCACUUGAUUCCCACCUUGGACAUCGUCCUGGACAUUCGGUUCGUACAGCCCAAAGUGGACGAAGUGGACGGAGGAUUAUCAAACGUAGAAGGAUCAGAACAUGGCCUAAUCCUCACCGAUUCCGGGGAAACGGUUCCAAAUUUGACGGAACAAAAUGCCAAAGAUGAUCAGACCCCAGCAGCAGAUGCGGCGGCCUUGAAGGAGAAAACCAAACUGGCCGACAGUGCGUCCCAGUGCGUUCUUGAAGCAGAGGCUACGGUGGAACGGCUGCAGCAGGAUGUGAAAGCGGCGAAUGCUGUGGUCGUCCAAGCUUCCACGUCCUUGGUGAACACACAGGCCACUGCCAAUGCGGCAAAAACGGCAGCUAAGGCGGCCGAGUCUCAGCUGAAUCAGAUGAAGAAUAUUGCUGAUAAAAUCGCUAACAAACUGGCCAAGAGAAAGAAAGUGGCCAAUGAGGCGCAGGCGCAACUGGACAAACAUACACAGCUCUUGAAGGCAGCCAGGAUGCGUGUGGCGAAUGCCACCCGUCGUGUGGCCGAUGCCCAGGCCGAUUUCGACAAGACAAAGGAAGCCGUAAUGAGGGCAGUCCGCCGUGCGCAGGUGCAGCAGAGUUACGGUGGCUCUAAGAUGAACCGUACUGGAUUAUUUCUAUGAAUUUAAAUUCUAUUAUAUCUAUUAACGUUU